Danaus chrysippus (African queen) is the source of this 630-nucleotide messenger RNA. The record is from the annotation of a GenBank genome assembly. NCBI's taxonomy places the organism in Eukaryota, Metazoa, Arthropoda, Insecta, Lepidoptera, Nymphalidae.
AUGGCCUUUAAGAUCGUAAUCAUCUCCUGCCUCGUGGCUUUGGCCCAAGCUGGCAUUGCACCAGUUGCUGCCCCAGUAGUUGGAGCUCCAGUGGUUGCGGCGAGACUGGAACAAUUGGAUAUCCCUCAAUACCGUUUCGGAUACAACGUUGCUGACUCACUCACUGGGGAUUACAAGAGCCAACAAGAACAACGCGAUGGUGACUUGGUGCAAGGACAAUAUUCUCUCGUCGAACCAGACGGCACCCGCCGCGUUGUCGAUUAUUCCGCUGACUCCGUCAAUGGAUUCAACGCGGUGGUACGAAAGGAGCCAUUAGUCGCUGCUGCACCUGCCGUUGUUGCUGAGCCUGCUGUAGUACCUGCAAGGCUCGCUGCCGCUCCUGUUGCUGCCCCCGUCGUACCUGCUGCCGCUCCGAUUGUGGCCGCACCUGUAGCUAAAUAUACCGCAGCAUACGCUUCUCCCUUGGCAUAUGCAUCUUAUGCUGCUCCGGUUGCUAAAGUGGCAGCGUAUGCGGCUCCUGCUGCCGUCGCCCCAUUCGCCAGGCUCUCUGCAUACUCCACCUCUGUAGUUAGUCCUUACGCGAGAUUAGCAGCAUACCCAUAUGCUCCUGCACAGGUUGUUGCUGUUUAA